AUGGUCGAAAGGGCCAGCCGCGUUCUUGUAGCUCGCGCCAGCGCAACAUGUACCAACGACAGUGAUCCCGGUUGCACAAAGCCGACUCAAGUACCCACAAUCGCCAUUGCACUUGCCGUCAUUGUGCCUGUCGUCGGUAUCACGAUUGUCCUCUUCUUCUUACAUCGCAGGAACAAGAGGAAGCUUGCUGAGGAAGAUUCAAAAGACAAAUACAAGUCGCACGAUUGGGGCAUGGAGGGUGUGACUAGAUCUGGCAAGAAAGGAGGUCCCGAGAUGAGCGUUUCCGAGAAGGAAAUCCCUGGAGGCCACGACCGAGGUCUAUCAAUCGAGACCGGAAGCCCAUACAUACUGCCUGUUGGCCUGCAUGGCUCGAGAGAGUCAUUCCAUUCGUUAUCGCGCUCGCAGCAUGAUCCUCAUGACCCGUACGGCCCUGUAGCUUAUCUAAAGGAUGACCAGAGCAUCCGUAGCGCCACCCGUGGUCCCUACCGAAACGACGCCGGAUCCAUGUACACAACUUCGAGCGCUGGAACGAAGAAGGAAGGCCUUCAAGCCGGUCUGCUUCAAAACGCACAGAGGAUGUCGACUUCGCACCCCAUUCGCGGCGAAUCUCUAUCCCCUGACGGCUCGCGGUCUCCAGAUAGCAAGUUCCCUGAACCGGGUAUUCCUCUCAGCCCAUUGAACCCACGAUUCGACAAGGAGUCGUCUCCUGUUUCACCUCCAGUUGAAUCGCCUUCCGCUGAACCUAAGACCCAGUAUGCUGCCUUUAAGCCCACCAAUGUUCCCACCAUCUCAAUUCCCGAGCCUGGUGUUACAGAAAAGCAAGUCAACAAGUCACCCGUCCAAACUACCAACGAUAUUCCCUCAUUGCCACGCGUUCAGUCCCAGGCUGUUGUACUGGAGAACACAAACACGCAUAGCAUCAUCAGUACCUCGAGCUAUGGCGAUGGCUUCCAGAUCACACCACCGUCACCCAAAGAAAGCGAGCAGCCCAAGAUCGUUGCACCCAAGCCUCGCUACUCAACUGGUCCUCAGAACGUUGGUCUUGCCGUAGACGACUUUGGUCACAGCACCAACCGUCUGUCAAUGAGCCUACGUCCUAUGCCUUCCGAUGACCCUCAGGAGAACCCCGAAGAGCGUGCCAACCGUAUCCGAUCUUUCUACAAGGAGUACUUUGACGACUCUAAGCCUGAACCCGCUGGUGGUCACCAGUACACCGACUACGUCGAAGACUAUGGCUCAGAGUACCAAGACGGCACUGUAUUCGACCCGCGCACCGGUGCCUUUGUCGUCGCACAGCCAAACGCUCCUUUUGCCGAGCCUAUUACUCGUCGUGCCAUGACACCCCCACCACGUGCUCCUCCUCGUUUCCGAAGCAACACUGCCACUGGUCCUCGUCCCCCGCACAUGUCUAACAGCUCCAUGGCUUCCUCGCAAUACCCACCGCCACGCGGCAUGUCUUCAAUGAGCGGACGUCUACCUGCGCCAAUGAAGAAGCCACUGCCUCCACCGUCCGCUUUGUCUUCUCUUCCCACACCCGGAAAGCUAACCGAGAACUCGAUGGUUUUCGAUGCUGCAGACUUUGCGCCGCCAGUCUCGUUCCGUGAGAGACAAAACGGUAUACGACCAGACAGCCCACUGGGUGCUCCCAGACCCUACAGUCCCGCCGUGCGACCACACACACCGCUCGUUGGUUCUUACGACGAGCUUCCCGCGCUACCCAGUCCCUACCUGAUGCGCAAGUCCGGCACCUUCACUGCGCUUGACUUUGCACCACCUGGCCGCAUUCGCGACCCUGCUGGCUCAGGUGCCUCAGAUGCUGGAUCUAUCCGAUCAAACCAUUCUGGUAUCUCAGCGGUCGGCAGGUUCGCUGUUCGCAGCGGUGCCAACCGUGUCAGCAGGAUACCAAGAGAUGUCAUGGGUACCAGGGAUGAUUUCAUGGUACAAUUAAGGCCCAGGAUGAACAUGGUAGAGGGCGCCUAA
This is a messenger RNA of Alternaria arborescens, 1980 nucleotides long. RefSeq lists its product as hypothetical. The transcript has 2 exons. The record is from RefSeq and is a predicted model, not a curated record. The coding region runs from base 1 to 1980 and encodes 659 amino acids. Lineage: Eukaryota; Fungi; Ascomycota; Dothideomycetes; Pleosporales; Pleosporaceae.